Molecule: messenger RNA, 384 nt
Organism: Piliocolobus tephrosceles (Ugandan red Colobus)
Lineage: Eukaryota; Metazoa; Chordata; Mammalia; Primates; Cercopithecidae
Exons: 2
Coding region: 1-384 (127 amino acids)
Source: RefSeq, a predicted model, not a curated record
AUGGAAGGCGGGACAAGGGCGGCCUGGCUGGGGCGAGGGGCUGGUCUGGGUCCCUGGGGACCCCUUGCCCUGUGGGCUUCGGUCUCCAGGAAGGAGAAAGGCAGCCGGGCUGCGGGGCCGCCGGACUGUGGGGUCCUCCUGGCAGAGAGACGGGAGGAGCGGUCGGCUGGGCUGUUGCGCUGCGCCUCCUCCAACUGCUGGGAAACUCCGCACUUCAGUAUUAGAGCAUCUCUUUCCUGGGCAGGAAAAAGAUGCGCUAACCCCCAGUGGGCCGUAGAUUGGUACUAUAAAUUGAGUCUGUCAUUUGGAGAGACCAAUUUUGGGCAGGCAUCCAGGCAUUGUUCUGCAUCUCUGCAGUGUAUACGUGUUGUGCCGGUAGCCUGA